Molecule: messenger RNA, 1472 nt
Organism: Dreissena polymorpha
Lineage: Eukaryota; Metazoa; Mollusca; Bivalvia; Myida; Dreissenidae
Product: mitochondrial tRNA-specific 2-thiouridylase 1-like
Exons: 7
Coding region: 263-1348 (361 amino acids)
Biological process (GO): tRNA wobble position uridine thiolation
Cellular component (GO): mitochondrion
Molecular function (GO): sulfurtransferase activity
Source: RefSeq, a predicted model, not a curated record
GUCAAAUAAGUCCAUGGAAUGUGGCAUAAAUUAUAAAUGGUUCCAUUUAGUCUUUUCAGAGCUUGCAACCAUGACUAAAAAUGUCGCUCUUUAUAUUUUAUGAAUAUGCACUACAUUUAAUUAUGGGGAAAUUCCAAAUUGCAAAGUACUGCCAAGAUAUGACAGUGGAAAGGAAGCACCAUAAAACUACCUGACUUCAGAACUGACUAAAAUUUCAAGGGACGUGUUCACUGAUUUAAGCUAUGAUGUCCAUGGCUUGUUUAUGAAGAACUGGGACGCGGUGAAUGAGCAUGGUAUAUGCACGUCAGAUAUUGACAGGGAAGAUGCAAAGUUUGUCUGUGACCGCCUGAAUAUACCCUUCCAUGAAGUUAACUUUGUAAAGGAAUACUGGAAUGAUGUUUUCAUAUUAUUCCUUCAAGAUUUGAUGCGAGGCAAAACACCAAAUCCUGAUGUGCUGUGUAACAAGUUCAUCAAGUUUGAUGCUUUCUUCAAGUAUGCUACUGAAACGCUGGGUGCUGAUGCUAUAGCAACUGGUCACUAUGCACAAACCAGCGCUGGAUAUGACCUGGAUAAUAUUGAUCCAAAACUUGGCGUGGAUAUGCUCAAGGCAGUGGACCAGUCAAAGUGCCAGACUCUAUUCUUGUCUCAAAUUUCCCAGCAUGCUUUGAGGAAGGCAUUAUUUCCUAUUGGUGGAAUGAUGAAAUCAGAGGUGAAAAAGAUUGCUAGAUCUGCUGGCCUUGACAGAAUAGCAGACAGACGUGAGAGUAUGGGAAUUUGUUUUAUAGGUAAAAGAAAAUUUCAAGAAUUUAUUGAUGAAUAUGUUGAUGCACAAAAAGGCAACUUUGUGAACAUGGAAACUGGAGAGAUUUUGGGUGAACAUAAAGGUGUCCAUGCCUACACGCUGGGACAGAAGGCUCUCAUUGGAGGGCUCGGAGGGGAACCCAUGUUCAUAGCUGACAAAAACAUGCAGACUAAUGAAAUACUUGUGGUACCAGGGACAGAUCAUCCGGCACUGUUCGUACAGACAGUUUUCACAGAAGAAUUACACUGGAUAAACAAGCCUCCUCGACAGUUGCUCACCGAGAAGAUGUACGACUGUGAAUUUAAGUAUCAGCAUGUAACACUUAAGGGUAGGAAAGUGCAUUGCACUUUGACGUUAAGUGGGGGUAACUCUGUGAUUAUAUCCCUUGAUGAACCAAAGAGGGCCGUAGCUCCCGGGCAGUUUGCAGUGUUUUACGAUGGUGAAGUGUGUUUGGGUGGUGGCAAAAUACGUAAAACAGGACCUAGUAUGUAUACGUUGGGCGAGAGAAACAAACUAACACAGUAUUUAGAUAGUGUAACAUCCUGAGACAUUCUUUUAUACCGGACUUAAUGGUCUUGAUACCAAGGUUGUUUUAGCAUCGUGGUGAUUGCAGAGAAUAAACAAUUGUGUGUUAUUAAUGAUACAAAUAAUAAAUAAAUAUUCACUUGUA